UGGGUGCUUCCGGGCGGAAGAGGCCUCCGCAGGGACCCAGGCACGGGGGGGGUCCCAGGCACCGGGGUGUCCCAGCGCACCCAGGGAUGAGCCAGGGGGGGCCACCGGGCGGGGCCCACGUCCCCUCAGCACUGCUGCAGCCCCAGGAGAACCUGCGGCUGUUUGACUUCCUGGGCAGGAAAUGUGUGGCGCUGGUGACGGCGGUGGCGCAGCUCAUGGUGGCCGAGCCGGGGGGAGUGGGGGGAGGCGCGGGGGCGGCCUGGGCCCGGCGCGGCUGCGGCGCCGUUUGCCUUGUGCGGGACGGUGCCCGGCGCUCCUACUUCAUCCGUCUCUACGAGCUGGGCGGGGCUGCGAGGGGGGCUCUGUCCCGGGCGGGGGCGCUGCGCUGGGAGCAGGAGCUGCAGGGGUGGAUGGGCUACACGGCCCGCACCCCCUUCUUCCACACCUUCAUCUCCUACGAGGGCCAGGCGGGGCUGAACUUCGCUGACGAGGGGGAGGCGGCCGCCUUUGAGGCGUUGGUCCAGGAGCGGCUGCGCCGGCGGCAGCAGCGGGCGGAGAAGCGGCAGCUCCCGCCUCUGCCAGCCCCCGGUGUUGCCCCUCUACUGCCAGCUGUGCCCAUCAGCAACCCUGAUAUCACGGCAUUCCGCUACCGGGGGCUGCCCAGCCCCACAGAUGGACCCACAGCGAGUCCCACAGCCGGGGAGCAGAAGAAAAGCCGCAAGAAGAUCUCCAAGGCCGACAUCGGUGCCCCGUCCGCCUUCAGGCAUGUUGGUCACAUCGGUUGGGACCCCAGUAACGGCUUUGAUGUGGCGGCGCUGGACCCUGCUCUCCAGGCACUCUUCACCCAGGCUGGCAUCACUGAGGUGCAAUUGGCUGAUGCCGAGACCUCCCGCCUCAUCCACGACUUCAUCACUGAACGGGGUGGGCUGCAGGCAGUGCGGGAGGAGCUGCAGCGCCAGGGUCCCCCUCUCCCACCGAGCCGAGGGGCUGCCCCUCCUCCUCCUCCCUUUCCCCCCGGUCCCUUCCGCAGCUGCACCGGCCCGCUGCCCCCACAGCCAGGGGGGGCCCUGCCACCGCCCCGCGGUGGCCCCACACUUCCCGCGGUGGCCCCGCCCUCCCGGCCCGUGGCUCCGCCCCCUGGACGUGGCCCCGCCCCCCCGAGGGCCACAGCGGCUCCGCCGCCUCCUCCCCCACCACUUCCGCUGGCCACCUCCGGUGGAGGCCCCGUACCCCCCCCAGGGCGGGGGGCACUGCUGGACCAGAUCCGCCAAGGGGUGACACUGAACAAGAUCCCCGAGUGCCCUGAGAGCAGCAGUGGCAGCGCCAACACUGGGGGGCUGGUGGGGGCCCUCAUGGAUGUGAUGCAGAAGCGCAGCAGAGCCAUCCACUCCUCGGACGAGGGUGAAGAUCUCCAGGAGGAGGAUGAAGAAGACGAGUGGGACGACUGAGCACCCCCAGCCCCACCAGGCACAGACUGAACCCCUACCCUGAGGGACCCCUUCCCCCAGUCUCACUUUGGCAGGAGGCCACCAUUAAAGGCAUCCCUAAUCACCGCUAA
Molecule: messenger RNA, 1558 nt
Organism: Pezoporus occidentalis (night parrot)
Lineage: Eukaryota; Metazoa; Chordata; Aves; Psittaciformes; Psittacidae
Gene: WAS
Product: WASP actin nucleation promoting factor
Exons: 11
Coding region: 87-1448 (453 amino acids)
Biological process (GO): actin filament organization
Molecular function (GO): actin binding
Source: RefSeq, a predicted model, not a curated record